This is a messenger RNA of Papaver somniferum (opium poppy), 913 nucleotides long. RefSeq names its product homeobox-leucine zipper protein ATHB-40-like. The record is from RefSeq and is a predicted model, not a curated record. NCBI's taxonomy places the organism in Eukaryota, Viridiplantae, Streptophyta, Magnoliopsida, Ranunculales, Papaveraceae. Gene Ontology annotation, molecular function: sequence-specific DNA binding; DNA-binding transcription factor activity, RNA polymerase II-specific. Gene Ontology annotation, cellular component: nucleus. The transcript is spliced from 3 exons. Bases 110 to 769 code for a protein of 219 amino acids. Gene Ontology annotation, biological process: positive regulation of DNA-templated transcription.
AAAAAAAAAACUCAAAAGCUUAUCAGCCAUUGGAUAGCAGAAGAGAAAGAGACUAACGAAAAUUGUGAGGAAUAUUUAGUCAAAUCAAGCAAAGAAAUUUUAGAGAGAAAUGGAAGAUGAUCAAAUGUUCCUGUACUCCCAACAAAGUGAUGCCAACUCAUACAAUCAAAUGGUUCCAACAGAAGGAGAAUCAAAAUGUAGGAGGAGGAGAAAGAAGAACAAAGUCGAAAAGAUCAAUGAAGAUAUUGGUUUCCGAAAGAGAAAACUAACCGAUGAACAAGUCAGACUGUUAGAGUUAAAUUUUGGAAGCGAACACAAGUUAGAAUCAGACAGGAAAGAUCGAAUUGCUCUGGAAUUAGGCUUAGACCCACGUCAAGUAGCAGUUUGGUUUCAAAACAGAAGAGUAAGGUGGAAGACAAAGAAAAUAGAAGAAGAAUACUCUGAACUUAAAAGGGCUCAUGAUGGUGUUAUGGUGGAAAAAUGUCAUCUCCAGUCUGAGGUAUCAAGGCUCAAAGAAAAACUAAUGGAAGCUGAAAAACAAAUACAACAGCUUAAGGAGCGAUCUAUUAUUGAUCAGACGAGCAACCUUUCCAUGGGUAGUCCUAGUUCAUCAUGUUUCACAGUUGAUGGUGGCGAUCCAAUGUUCAUGCCAGACGAGUUCGAUAAUAACUUUUUCUAUGUUCCAAAUGGAGAUAAUAACUAUAUUCAUGGUAUGGAAUGGGUUAAUGUAAACCCAUUCCAUGAUCAAGAUCUAUAUGAUAUCAUGUAAUAAACAAGAACUAGGUUCCUACUUAGUCGUAUGAUUCUUCGUUAUCAUUAGUAUUAUUAUCAUGUAAAUUAACUUAAUCUAGGUUCUAAAUAUUGCUGUAAAUUAAUCAUCUAUCUAUCAAUUGGUAAUUAGCAUUUUGAUUUA